AUGAACGGUGAAGUGGAAGAUGAAGACCAAAUUCCCGAGUUCGAUUUCAGCGAGUUCUUGAGGGCCAACUCGCAUCGGGUUGCACCAUAUGGCAGUCCGCUAGGAACGGCACCUAACUCGACAGGUGAUGAAGCAACAGCAGGGGCGGAUCUGUCCGGGGAUUCGGCGCUGCCGGUAGCAGAAGCGCCGCUAUUGCAGGGAAUCUCCACGCCUGAGGAAGGCGUGGACUAUGACGAUGGCCUUAUCCCAGAGUUAGACUGCGAACAGCUUUUGGAUGAGAACCCACACUUGGUUCCGCCUAGCGCCCCGUGGAUGCCGUCCCCACUUACGGUCGAGAACACGGUACCUUUGCUGGCCGCCAAGCUUCCCAAAAAGUAUGAACCUCAGGUUAUACAUUUACUUAAGAAAGUUGAUCUUGUCACUAUGACAUUCUCGAUAGUGCUACCAGUUUUCUCAUUAUUGCACUUGGUAUUUGCUGCACCUCCAUUAAAUGCUACCCUUGUGAAGAUAUGGAUAGCUUAUUAUUUAUUGACUGAGCUGAGCUUAAUAGCGGGAUACCACCGGUUGUUCACACACCAAUCAUACCACUGUCACAUCUUUGUCCAAUUCAUUAUGGCUGUUAUUGGAACUUCGUGUGGCUUGGGUUCGAUUUUGCAGUUUAGUAGCCAGCAUCUGGCGCAUCACCGAUACUCGGAUACCGAGAGAGACCCGCAGUCGCUUAGUCUGUAUGGCUGGUGGUUUGCACAGUGGGGACACAAACUAUUCAAGGGAAACAAGAAGUCGGCGAAGGCAGUUGCAGAUUGUCGUAAGACCCUUGUGUCUAGUGUUUGCGCACCACGCAACAAGCAGCUGCGUAGCAAGCAGUUCGUAGUCCCCCCCAGCUACUCGUUACUUAAGUGGCAGGACGAGAAUUAUUACAUGCUCUGGAUAAUCACCAACCUCUUCAUUCCCACAAUUUUGGCCUUCACAGUGUGCCAGUUGUCUGUCUUCAGCUGUGUCUUCUAUCUUGGCCUCGUCCGCAUGUCGCUAGUGCAGCAGCAGUGGCUCUUAGCCGGAUCACUUGGCCAUUUGAAAACACUGCCAUUUAGUUCACAACCGUUUGAUGAUUCUCGUUCGGCGGUCGACCUUCCGCUGUCUAUCCUUGCUCAGGUCAUUACCUUCGGCGAGUCGAACCACAACUUCCACCAUGAAUUCCCAGGUGAUUACCGGAAUGGCCCCGCCUGGUACGCUUUUGAUCCGGCGAAAUGGGCUAUCAACCUAAUGGGACACCUCGGCCUCGUGCAUCAUAUGCACAGCGCUUCAAGUGACCAGAUUGACAUGUGUAGGGUACAACAACAGCAGAAAAUACUUGACGGCGAGAGGUCAAAGCUCCAGUGGGGCAUACCAAUAGACCGGCUGCCUAUGAUCACUCCAGAGCAAUUUGCAACUGUUGCACGUAAGGAUUACGAGGAAAAGGAGAAAGCACUGGUUGCGAUAGAAGGUAUAAUACACGAUGUGACGCCAUUCAUGCAUGACCACCCAGGUGGCAUGGCCUUGGUUGUCGCGAGCGUUGGUAAAGAUGCGACGCCGGCGUUUAAUGGCGCUGUAUACGCCCAUUCCACGGCCGCUCGCAAUCUGCUUGCCACAAUGAGGGUCGCAAGGCUGACAAAAGGAUCAUGUGUUGUCCAAACUUCGUGGGAGCAUAAUUUACUGAACGACUCUCAAGGCCAGAGAAUUGUUCGCAACAGGACACAGGCGACUGUAACCAGGGAUAUAUACUAUGCGGCCAGUGCAGCUUAG
Messenger RNA from Eremothecium gossypii ATCC 10895, 1779 nucleotides. RefSeq names its product AAL078Wp. Gene Ontology annotation, biological process: unsaturated fatty acid biosynthetic process. Gene Ontology annotation, cellular component: endoplasmic reticulum membrane. The record is from RefSeq and is marked provisional. The coding region runs from base 1 to 1779 and encodes 592 amino acids. NCBI's taxonomy places the organism in Eukaryota, Fungi, Ascomycota, Saccharomycetes, Saccharomycetales, Saccharomycetaceae. Gene Ontology annotation, molecular function: stearoyl-CoA 9-desaturase activity; iron ion binding; heme binding. The transcript has a single exon.